AUGAGUUCCGCCGAUACAUUCAAUGGGGGUUCUGUACAAUCAGUCAAAGAACCUGUUCCUGGGGCAAGCUUGGAAGCGAAACCGGGUGUUACCGAGGUGAAAGCUCAAGUUGAUGCUAUGUGGGAACAAAUGAAUAAAGGAGUAUCGAAUAAAGUUAUUAGCGGUUUUAUGAGCAAGCCUAAAUCUACCUCAAAAAGCAAUCCAAAGAAGAGAUCUUCUAACUGGAUGUCUUAUUUGGGGUUGGCACCAAAGGCAACUGAAUCUAUUGUGCAAGGUGCUUCGCAGAACAAAUCUGUUGUGCGGCAAAACAGUGCAAGUGAUGAAGGCAAGAAGUUUGCUGCUGCUGCUCUUGCUGCAGUGAAAGUUGAUGCUGCCACUUCUGCGUCAAGCAGGGGGAAACUUGUGAUUACUGAGGUUCGAGACUUUGCUGGUCAAGAAAUUGAAUAUAAAAAGCUCGUAGAUUCGGAUUCAAAGGAGGCAAUUGAAAGAGCCAAAGCCCCCGCACCUUCUGCCGUGGAUGCCGUCCUUGAACAGAUCAAGAAGAAAUCAAAGCUCAGUGUUCUUGAUAAGACCAAAAAAGACUGGGGAGAAUUUAAGGAAGAAAAUAAGGGACUAGAAAAUGAGCUUGAUGUUUACAAGAAGAGUUCAAACCAGUAUUUGGAUAAGGUUUCCUUCUUGCAGCGAACAGAUUACCGUGAAUAUGAGCGAGAGAGAGAUGCACGGCUGGCUUUGCAAUCUAGGAAGCGACCAGAUAUGCAAGAUGAUCCAGUAUAA
Molecule: messenger RNA, 774 nt
Organism: Vicia faba (fava bean)
Lineage: Eukaryota; Viridiplantae; Streptophyta; Magnoliopsida; Fabales; Fabaceae
Source: the annotation of a GenBank genome assembly